This is a messenger RNA of Rana temporaria (common frog), 1717 nucleotides long. It is a transcript of the gene PDHA1, whose product is annotated as pyruvate dehydrogenase E1 subunit alpha 1. Gene Ontology annotation, biological process: pyruvate decarboxylation to acetyl-CoA. The transcript has 12 exons. Gene Ontology annotation, molecular function: pyruvate dehydrogenase (acetyl-transferring) activity. Gene Ontology annotation, cellular component: intracellular membrane-bounded organelle. The record is from RefSeq and is a predicted model, not a curated record. The coding region runs from base 149 to 1351 and encodes 400 amino acids. NCBI's taxonomy places the organism in Eukaryota, Metazoa, Chordata, Amphibia, Anura, Ranidae.
AUGGUUAGGGAGGUGUGUGUGUGACGUCAGGAACGCGCCCGGCACCAGGAAGGUUACAGGCGGCUGAUCAGAUUUGAGGUCGUCCUUGUCACUGUACUGGAAUCCCCGGCCUGGAGACUGACCCAGAUCUUCUUCUGACCGGCCGCUCAUGCAAAGGAUGUUGUCACUGAUCUCCCGGGUGCUGCAGGGCUCGGCCCACAAGCCUGUCACUGGGACUACUGCAGAGGCUGUUCGUGUUAUGGUGGCAUCCCGCAAUUAUGCUGACUUUGCAUCUGAAGCGACUUUUGACAUUAAGAAAUGUGAUGUUCACCGGUUAGAAGAAGCUCCACCAAUUACAGCCGUUCUGACUAGGGAGCAGGGCCUGGAAUAUUACAGGACCAUGCAGACCAUCCGGCGUAUGGAGCUCAAAUCAGAUCAGCUGUACAAGCAGAAGAUCAUCCGUGGGUUCUGUCAUCUAUAUGAUGGUCAGGAGGCUUGUUGUGUUGGCAUGGAGGCGUCCAUUAAUCUCACAGAUCACCUAAUCACAGCCUAUCGAGCUCACGGGUAUACCUAUACCCGUGGGGUGCCAGUGAAAGAAAUCCUGGCUGAGCUCACAGGAAGAAGAGGUGGUUGUGCCAAGGGAAAGGGAGGCUCAAUGCACAUGUAUGCCAAGAACUUCUAUGGAGGGAAUGGCAUUGUGGGCGCUCAGGUCCCUCUAGGAGCGGGGAUAGCAUUGGCCUGUAAAUAUUUUGGAAAGGAUGAAAUCUGCUUGUCUUUAUAUGGUGAUGGAGCUGCUAAUCAGGGUCAGAUUUUUGAGACCUACAACAUGGCAGCUCUUUGGAAACUACCAUGUAUCUUCAUUUGUGAAAACAACAGAUAUGGCAUGGGUACCUCCGUAGAAAGGGCUGCAGCUAGCACAGACUACUACAAGCGUGGAGAUUAUAUCCCUGGCCUAAGGGUUGAUGGUAUGGACGUGCUGUGUGUCAGAGAAGCUACUAAGUUUGCCGCAGAUCAUUGCCGAUCUGGAAAGGGACCUAUUCUGAUGGAGCUUCAGACCUAUCGUUACCAUGGACAUAGUAUGAGUGACCCUGGAAUUAGUUACCGUACAAGAGAAGAAAUUCAGGAGGUGAGGAGUAAGAGUGACCCAAUAACCCUUCUAAAGGACAGGAUGUUAAACAACAACUUAUCCAGCGUGGAGGAAUUGAAGGAAAUCGAUGUUGAGGUCCGGAAAGAAAUAGAAGAAGCCGCUCUGUUUGCCACCACUGACCCUGAGCCCCCUCUGGAGGAGUUGGCAAACCAUAUUUAUCAUAACGAAGCACCGUUCGAAGUGCGGGGUGCAAACCCCUGGAUUAAAUACAAAUCUGUCAGCUAAACAUCUCCAGUACUCCUAGUCUUUCUAUGUGUACCAUAUACUCCUUUGUCUGUUACUCUGUCACCGCUUCAGUGGGGACUGUUUUCAUGUAACCUUUUCCCACAUUACUAGGGUAAGGAGCACACAGUCCUUUUCAAGCAUUUUAUUCUAAGUGGUUGGAAAGAUUUAAGUCUGCCAAUUGCCUUAGAUUCUUCCGGUGACACAUUAAAGACACUCCAGUGUCUAUUGCAGCAUCGUGUUCUAUCCUCAGUACAUUACUGAGCUGUUAUUUAUAGGAACUCUCCUGUUUUUAAGUGUGUUCAGACUAAUCACGUGUCUUACCAUGUUUGCAUUCUGCAGUCAUUAAAAUCUGGCCUUAAAGAGUUA